Rhipicephalus microplus (southern cattle tick) is the source of this 2286-nucleotide messenger RNA. RefSeq names its product tRNA methyltransferase subunit 11-2 (gene Trmt112). The record is from RefSeq and is a predicted model, not a curated record. Lineage: Eukaryota; Metazoa; Arthropoda; Arachnida; Ixodida; Ixodidae. Gene Ontology annotation, biological process: tRNA methylation; rRNA (guanine-N7)-methylation; peptidyl-glutamine methylation. Gene Ontology annotation, molecular function: protein heterodimerization activity.
CUCUGUUAGUCAUUCAUAUUUAAGUUGCGCUUGCCAUGCGUGCUUGUUGCCUGAACGCUUGUGUGUUGAGCUGUGAGCUCUUCAUUUCGUAACAAUAUCUGGCUUGAAAUCGCUGAAAUCACUAGUAAACGGCACAAUGAAGCUGCUUACGCAUAACAUGAUGACAUCAAAGUGCAUCAAGGGUGUCAGAACUGGUUUUCCCCUUGGCAUUGUGGCAAGUUCAUUCAUAGCGGCUCACUUGUAUCAGACACGUGCUAAUAUUUCCAUUUUUUUCUUCUUUCAGGCUAGCGAAACAAAAGUGACAACUGUGGAUUUUAAUCCAGAGUUCGUGUGUCGCAUGAUACCUAAGCUGGACUGGGAUGCCCUUUACCAAGCUGCCGAAAGCAUUGGCAUUGCUGCAGAUUUGCCUAAGGCAUUAUUACCAGAUUAUGAACAUAAUGAAGAGUUCUUGAGAAGAGUUCAUCACACACUUUUUGAGGUGGAGGUUGUUGCUGGAGAGCUUGUGUGCCCUGAAACAGGGAGGAAAUUCCCAAUAACAAAUGGAAUUCCAAACAUGCUUUUGAAUGAAAAUGAAGUACAUACGGGGGGAUCCCGAACAUGCUUUUGAAUGAAAAUGAAGUUUAAAACAAAGAGGGGCCUGAGGACAGACUGUAUUCCAAAUGUUAUUUUCAAUGAAAAUGAAGUUUAAAACAAAGAGAGGCCUGAGGACAGACGAGAUUCCAAAUGUUUUUUUGAAUGAAAUGAAGUUUAAAACAAAGGGGCCGGCCUGAGGACAGACAGGAUUCCAAAUGUUCUUUUGAAUGAAAAUAAAGUUUAAAACAAAGAAGGGCCUGAGGACAGACGAGAUUCCAAAUGUUCUUUUGAAUUAAAUUAAGUUUAAAACAAAGAGGGGCCUGAAGACAGACGGAAUUCCAAAUGUUUUUUUGAAUGAAAUGUUUAAAACAAAGAGGGGCCUGAAGACAGACAGAAUUCCAAAUGUUCUUUUGAAUGAAAUGAAGUUUAAAACAAAGAGGGGACUGAGGACAGACAGGAUUCCAAAUGUUCUUUUGAAUGAAAAUGAAGUUUAAAACAAAGAAGGGCCUGAGGACAGACGAGAUUCCAAAUAUUUUGAAUGGAGAUGAAAUAUGAAAAGAAGAGGAUUUGGAGGGUUCCAUGGUACAUUUUCUGCCAUCCCACUUGACCACUUUGUGUCAUUCAUCAGAAUGCAUCUUAUGUUUGUAAAUAAAAUAAACAGUGGCAACAGAUUUCACUGUGAGAAUAGAUGUAAUCAAAACUUUGAAGGGUCCGAUAGGCAAACUCAUCAGAAUGCAUCUCAUGUUUGUAAAUAAAAUAAACAGUGGCAACAGAUUUCACUGUGAGAAUAGAUGUAAUCAAAACUUUGAAGGGUCCGAUAGGCAAACUCAUCAGAAUGCAUCUCAUGUUUGUAAAUAAAAUAAACAGUGGCAACAGAUUUCACUGUGAGAAUAGAUGUAAUCAAAACUUUGAAGGGUCCGAUAGGCAAACUGUUAUGCUGCAAGAAGCAUGCAGUUGUUUUCAUUGAUAAAUUCAUCCUUUAACUCGUCCAUGAGGCAUACAUUGAUCAGCAUUUUAUUCGGCAGCUGUAUACUUGAGCAAUUAUUUUUGGUCAUAUAUGAACUUAGAUGCAUUUUGUGCAUCUCUACAUUAGAUGCACUGAAGCAGGCUGAUAAAAAGUUGUGUCAAAGUCAGAAAAAAGAAGUGCUGUCAGCUGGAGCUUCUUGCUACAUUUGUUGUGGAUCUAAACGUAAUGUGGUAAUCACAGUUCAAACCUGACAUUAGAAGUGGCUGCAUCCCCUCUCUAUCACAUCCUACCAAGGAUGCAUUACUCUUAAUUGGGCAGAGAACAUAGCAGUCUGAAUUUGGUUGGAGAAAGUAUUGGUUUUGUAUAGUAUGAAUGGUGAGAAAAUUACAAACACAGGUUUGAAAAAGUUUCAUUUAAGAGCACAAACUAGCGACCACUGCACCGUUUUAAAGACAGAUAUGCUGAGCGAAAAACAUAUGGCGGCAGAAAGAGAAAGGAGUUAAGAGCUAUAAAAAUUCUAAGCUGCGACUCUGCUUUGCGAAGGAAAUCGGUGUACACUAGCGUGUGAGGAUGAAAGUGAUUGGUAGUGAAUGGUGUUGAAUAGCCAAACAUUUCAAAGAAUCAUAUCCAGUGGGGUCUCAUGCAAAAAUUGUGACAGCCUUGAUGUCAUUUGUACCAAGAUGUGGCAAAGGUCUUUGAAGAACCUUUUCAUAUAAUGCUGUAUAAAUAAAUUUUGACAAAGGUUC